Molecule: messenger RNA, 2642 nt
Organism: Aegilops tauschii subsp. strangulata
Lineage: Eukaryota; Viridiplantae; Streptophyta; Magnoliopsida; Poales; Poaceae
Source: RefSeq, a predicted model, not a curated record
CCCUCGCUCACCAAUGGCAAUGGAGAGUGAAAGCGACCAUGGCACCGCCGUGCGUGCGUGUUGCGGUUACAUACCAUACGUACGUGGACCCGCCGCCGACACCAACAACAUCCCAGCCCACUUCCUGACCCUCUCCCUCCUCCUUGCUCAUUUCUUCUUCUUCGUCGCCGGCCUCUCUCUUCACGCGCAUGCACUCCAACAGUGACGAAAUACUUGCACCCUACCUACGUGCCUAGCUGCUGCGACGAGGCCGGCCGGACGUCCGUCGUGGUGCGGUGAUCGGAUUCGGUGAUGGAGUACGUGGCCGCGGCGCGGUCUCUGACUCCGAUGAGCCGCAGGACUCGCCAUGCUCACCGCCUCCAGCUCGCCGCCGAUCCUCCUCUGCAGGCUCCUCCUCCUCCUCCUCCUCUUCCUCCUCCGGUUCAGUUGCAGCCGACGACGGCAGGCAUUGGCAUUGGCAACGGCAACGGCAUACAGGUGCAACAACAACACAGCCAUAGGCGCAUGGAUCUUGAGCAAGAGUUGCAGCCGACGACGGCAGGCAUAGUCAAUGGCAACGGCGCGCAGAUGCAACAACAACAACAACAACAACAACAACAACAACAACAAAGCCAGAGGCGCAUGGAUCUUGAGCAAGAGGUGGCGGAGCUGAAGCAGCAGCUGGGCAACGAGCAGAUGGUGCACCACAUCCUCGAGCGCGCCCUGCACGCCCCGACCAAUUCAUCAAACUCGGCGCGCUCCGUGCUCCUCAACAUCCCGGCCUUCAUCCCGGCCAAGGCCAAGCAGCUGCUCGCCGAGCUCGUGCUCGUCGAGGAGGAGAUCACGCGCCUCGAGUCCCAGAUACACACCAUGAAGGGCGGUCUGACCCUCUCGCAGCAGCAGCGAGCAUCAAUUUCAAUGGCGUCCAACACGUACUCGUACCCGGCAAGUGUCCAAACCAACAAUAAUGGCAACGGCAACGGUAACCCGCCAAGUAUCUACACUAACGAGAGCAGUGGCAAUGGUCGUGUCAGCAAUGGAGGAACAGCUAAAACACCGGGUAACACCCCGACGGCACACUCGGCUCAGGCGUCGGCUCGUCAUGGCAGCAACAAUGUCAAUGGAGGAGCUACGAUAGGUAACCGCACGCCCACGCACACGGCGCCGACGUUGGCUCGUCAAGCCUCGAAUGAGGUGGCGCCGGAGAUAAAGUCCAUGUUCUUCAUCAGCCAGGCCAUGAACGCCGAGUACCUCCAGCGACACCUCGCCGCCACGGCCACCGACGACAAGCCGGCCAAGAGCCCCAGAGACCAGGCCAGAGGGUCAUCGGGAGCCGCCGCCGUCAGCCCGAAGCUCAACGGUAACAUCUUCGGCCUCCCGCCAAGAAACUCCCUUGAAAAGCAAUCGGAGCGAGCACCAGAAAAACCCACCAGAGUCUCCCGAGAACCUUCGCCGCCGGCGAAGAGGGACGAGCAGAGCAAGGCCCAGCUGCCGAACAAGCUGUCGGAGAGGAUCGUGAAGUGCCUGGCGGUGAUCUUCAUCAGGCUCCUCCGGUCGUCGCGGGUGGCCGAGAUGGAGAAGUCCGGCAACCUCGCCAGGUCGGGGAACCUGCAGGGAAGCUUCCGGAUCGACACGGUUCUGAACGUGGCGGCUGCCAAGGAGAAGGACCAGAGGGGCCAACAGGACCACUACGGCAUCUUCGGGUUGCCGGACUCGGUGAUCCGGGACAUCGGCCCAUACAAGAACCUCGUGAGGUUCACAUCGAGUGCCUUCGAUCUCCGAGGGUUCUCCAGCUCCCCUCUGCUCACCAAGCUGAGGGAGAUGUUGGAGGCCUUGCAGCAGGUGGAUUUGAGGUUUCUGACGCACCAGCAGAAGCUAGCGUUUUGGUUGAACAUUUACAACACCUGCAUCAUGCACGGAAUCCUGCAGCAUGGUUUGCCCUCAAACUCUGAAAAGUUGCUGGCACUGAAGAACAAGGCAACCAUCAAUGUUUCAGGGCAGAAGUUCAAUGCACUGGUGAUUGAAAAUUUCGUCUUGAGGCAACCAUCCAGUGUGAAAGAAGAAUUCUGGAAGUGCAAUGUCGAUGUCGAAGAACAGCAGGUGAGGGGUCUCUAUGGAUUGAAUAGUUCGGAGCCAAACAUUCUUUUCGCGAUGUGCUGCGGCACCAGAUCUUCGCCAGCGCUGAGGAUAUACAAGGCGGACCGCGUGAUGAUGGAUCUGGAGAAGGCGAAGCUGGAUUACCUACAGGCUUCGCUGGUGGUGACCUCGACGAGGAGGCUAAUGAUCCCAGGCCUGAUACACUCCAACAUGCACGACUUUGCCAAAAACAUGGAGUCGCUGCUUCGGUGGAUCUGUGACCAGCUCCCGACAUCUUGGUCGCUCAGGAAAUCCAUGGUAGACUGUCUGAGGGGACACCAGGGCCACCUCAAGGUUGAAGACGUCGUGGAGGUGAUCCCAUAUGAUUAUGAGUUUCAGUACCUGUUGCCCAUGUGAACAUGGAUGCUAUUGUUGUAACUUUAGUGGUACUGCACAAAUGGCAUACAGAUUUCCAUGUAUAUAUUGUUGUCUUAGAGGUGAAAAGGGUGGUUUGACCCAUACAGUUUUUUGUGAUUACAAUCUUUAUUUUUUGUAUCAAAAUUAAUAAAAAUAGUUAUUGGUGUGUC